AUGCCCUUCCCCGGGCUACUUGACCUGAACGACGAUGCCCUCCAUGUUCUUCUCUGGGUGACCGCUUGGGUCCACCCUCCGCACUGGGAGUUUCAAGGGUCCGGCCAACCCCACGAUUGGGAGCCCCAUAGUCUGUCAAACUACCCUACAUAUCUCGAGACGCAUCCUGGCCCCAAGUUCUGCUUGGGAUGGGUAUACCUGUCACAAGUCUGUCGGCGGCUGAGGCGGAUAUGCUUCGCGUCUUCGGCAUUAUGGGGAGGAAUUGUACUGGCUUUGCCUUCUCUGUCUUCCAUGGAGAGUCUGCUGGUUCGAGCCCACCAGGCUCCCUUGCGAUUGUCUCUGCCAUCUACCGAUUGGAGAACACCCUUCGCCAAUCCGGCAGACCCGUAUUGGCACGGCUAUCGUGCCAGGACCGCUUUUGCCGUCAAGCACUUCGAGCGCGCCGUCAGCCUCGAAGUCCACCGCGCCGGUGCACCACAUCUUGUGGACUGGCAGCCUCUUCUAUGCGGACAUCCUCUUCCGUAUCUGCGCCACCUCGCGAUAUAUCAACCUCAUUACCCUGGCCGCCCUCGUCGUUUCUACCUCAAUACCCCCAAUCUUGUUCACGCUACCAUUGACGGCGGCCUCUUCCCAUCAUUCACCUACCCCUUGAGGCUUCUUCGCAAACUCAGCAUUUCGCUACACCCUCGAGGCUCUCUCUCCCUAGGGAGCAACGCGCCCAUCCUGAACAUACUCAGUGGGACGCCUUUGCUCGAGGAGUUGAGCCUUCAGCGGCUCGAUAUCGUCGCCGGUGGCGCCAUUGAUGAGCCUCUGCGUGAGCAGUCGGUGUUGUUGGCCAACCUGCAGACCGCUUCGCUCGACGUUUACGGCUCAGGGCACCCCUAUCUUUGGUCCUUCGUUCAGGCGCCGGCGGAAGCCGAUGUCCAGUUAUCCUUUUCCGGAUACGCGCACAGACACGACGUCGUCAACAUCUUCCGCGCGGCGCUGCCACAGCUACGCUGUCCUGCCUAUGAUCAUCUCGUCGUGGCGGUCACAUCAGGCCUUGUCACUGUUCAGGCCGUGAUGAACCACUACACUUCCCUUUGCCACGACAGGAACGAUGGGAUCCGAAUAUCCUGGCAGAUAUCGCCGAGCAGCUUCGAUCGACGGACAUUCCUUCUCAUCCCUUCGUGUGUCAAUGCGGCGCGCAUCAGACUGUUGCAUCUCCGGAUGGUCACUGCCGAGGGCGAUAGUGCAAUGUUGUACUCCUUCUUGAGCGCGUUUCACAGCGCGACUAUUCUCGCGCUCGAUACGAGGACGCGGAUGUCCGGCUCGGGCGCCAUCUUUCGGCUCCUCGCCGAGAAUGCUGCCUCUGCCCAUGCGGGUAGCGCUCCUCUACUCUUCCCAGCCUUGAAUACGCUCGCUGUAGCAUAUCCAUCGGGAGCGUUUCAGGACACUAUUCAACCGCAACUACUGUCCGAUCACUGGCGUGCGGCUUUGGGAUUCCUGCAAGCGCGUACGUCAACGGGGCGACGCGUGAGGAGCUUGAAGCUCUUCGGAGCUCGGCCGCAGGAGAAAUCCCUUCAGGCUAUUGAGCAGGGUGCAUUGGAUUGGGCGGCGAAGUUUGUAGAUGAGAUCGUUGUAGCGGACGAGCAUUGA
Peniophora sp. CBMAI 1063 is the source of this 1638-nucleotide messenger RNA. The record is from the annotation of a GenBank genome assembly. NCBI's taxonomy places the organism in Eukaryota, Fungi, Basidiomycota, Agaricomycetes, Russulales, Peniophoraceae.